Messenger RNA from Lycium ferocissimum, 2904 nucleotides. RefSeq lists its product as uncharacterized. Bases 420 to 2366 code for a protein of 648 amino acids. The record is from RefSeq and is a predicted model, not a curated record. Gene Ontology annotation, molecular function: protein binding. The transcript is spliced from 3 exons. Lineage: Eukaryota; Viridiplantae; Streptophyta; Magnoliopsida; Solanales; Solanaceae. Gene Ontology annotation, biological process: cell surface receptor signaling pathway.
GGUAUACUUGGUGAGGCUAAAAUGGCUUUUUAUCAUAUUCAUAUGCUGACUCAAUUUCUUCGGCUACUACAAAUACAUUCCCUAUAAAUAAGGUUGUAACGGCCAUGCGUAUUUGUUUUCCAUUUUCAUGGAAAGCUAAAGAGACAUUUACGUUUGACCAUUGCAAAACCCAUACUGCAUCAUCCCACCCCCGCCGUCACCCUAUCGCAACCCUCCUCCUCCGUCCUCCGUUUAUGGCCAAUUUCAUCAUUUCCCUAAACCCCCCUUAGGAAAAAAAAGAACAAUAAAAAAGAUUACAUAUUUAUUAUUCUUUCUUUGUCCCAUUUCUUGUUUUCGUCUCAUUUUGAUACAAAAUUUUAAGCCAAUUGCAUUGUAUUUUACGGUGUUUAAGGGAGAAAAAUUAAUAGUCCGCUAUUAGGAUGGCGGACAUAGUGAAACAAAUUCUAGCACGGCCAAUACAAUUGGCAGACCAGGUAACAAAAGCGGCUGACGAGGUUUGCAAUUUCAAGGCAGAUUGUCUUGAGAUCAAAGCCAAAACAGAACGUCUCGCCGCGCUCCUUCGACAAGCUGCACGUGCCAGCAACGACUUGUAUGAACGUCCAACACGUCGAAUCAUCGAUGACACGGAACAAGUAUUAGACAAGGCACUCACCCUCGUAUUCAAAUGUUGUGCACGAGGAUUGAGUCGUGUUUUUACGAUCAUUCCAAAUGCUGCAUUGAAAAAAACCGCACAACAGCUUGAGAAUUCAUGUGGUGAUGUUCAAUGGUUGUUACGUGUCUCAACUCCAGCAGAUGAUCGUGAUGACGAGUACCUCGGGCUUCCUCCCAUUGCGGCUAAUGAGCCCAUUUUGUGUCUUAUCUGGGAACAGAUUGCUAUUUUAUGUACGGGUUCGUUAGACGAACGUUCUGAUGCAGCGGCUUCGCUUGUGUCAUUGGCUCGGGACAAUGAGCGUUAUGGAAAGUUGAUUAUAGAAGAAGGCGGGGUUGUACCAUUGUUGAAAUUGGCUAAAGAAGGACGAAUGGAGGGUCAGGAGAACGCGUCAAGGGCGAUUGGCCUUCUUGGUCGCGACCCUGAAAGCGUUGAGCAAAUUGUGAAUGCUGGUGUUUGUUCUGUUUUUGCUAAGAUUUUAAAAGAUGGGCCUAUGAAAGUUCAGAUUGUGGUAGCUUGGGCUAUUUCAGAAUUGGCUGCACAUCACCACAAAUGUCAAGAUCAUUUUGCUCAGGUGAAUACUAUUAGGUUAUUGGUCAGUCAUCUUGCUUUUGAAACAAUUCAAGAACAUAGUAAGUAUGCUAUUGUUACCAAACAUCAAAACAUGUCGAUACAUGCUGCUGCUUCUAUGGCCCAUUCAAAUUCUUCUAGUACUGGCAAAUUCAGUGAAAAUGAUGAUGAAAAUAAAAGUCAGAGUAAAAUUCCUCAUCCUAUGGAUAAUCAAACAACUAACCAAAUGCACAGUUUGGUUACAAGCGCAAUGGCCGUGAAAACUCAGGCACAGAAUCAGCCCAAUAUAACGAGUCCAAAUCAGCAGCAGCAGCAGCGACAACAACAGGCGAAUCAGCAGAGGCCCCACCAUGUUGGACUAACUGGGACUAGUAUUAAAGGAAGGGAAUAUGAAGAUCCUGCUACAAAAGCUGAAAUGAAAGCAAUGGCUGCCAGAGCACUUGGGCAUCUUUGUGCAGGAAAUAUUAGCAUUUGUAGCAAUAUUACAGAAUCCCGAGCUCUUUUGUGCUUUGCAGUUUUGCUAGAGAAAGGCCCUGAAGAAGUACAAUAUUAUUCAGCCAUGGCACUCAUGGAGAUCACAGGAGUUGCUGAGCAAAAUUCAGACUUGAGGCGCUCUGCUUUCAAGCCGACUGCACCUGCUGCCAAAGCCGUGGUUGAUCAAUUCUUGAGAAUUAUCAAUCAGGGAGAUUCGGAAUUGCUUAUUCCAAGCAUCAAAUCUAUAGGGCAUCUGGCCAGGACCUUUCGAGCAACGGAGACGAGAUUCAUUAGUCCAUUGGUGGCUCUGUUAGAAGAUAGGGAACCAGAAGUAACUAGAGAGGCUGCAAUUGCACUCAACAAAUUUGCUUCCUCUGAUAAUUUCCUAAAAGUCAAUCACUGCAAGGCCAUAAUUCAGGCAGGAGGAACCAAACACCUAGUUCCACACGUUUACUUUGGUGAACAAAUGGUUCAGAUUCCUUGUUUGAUUCUGUUGAGUUACAUAGCAACACAUGUUCCUGAUAGUGAGGCAUUGGCUGAUGACAAUGCACAUAUUGUGUUGGAGUGGGCUACGAAGCAAGGGCACUUAAUGCAAGAUCCUACUGUUGAAGAACUAGUGAACAAAGGCAGAGAUAGCAUGGAACUUUAUCAGUCCAGAGGCUCACGGCUGUGAACCUAUCAUCUUGUAUAAUACUUCCUCAGUACGUCCGAAAUUUAGAUUCAAUUAUGCAAAGUGUUAUCAUGGUUUAGGUUGAAAUUCGAGGCCCUCUUCAUCUUGGACCAAAGUUUUGAUAUCAAUGUGGAACAGAACAAGGCCACCACCUCUCAAAUCGAAAGGCAAAUGGCGAUACAGAUACAGUAUAGAAUUCUUGGCGCAGUCCAAGAGACUUGUAGAGAUAGGUAAUCAAGUCACAAAUUGAAUAAAACUGGUAGGUCUUGGUUCUGAAGUCAGUUUGCUGCACAGUCAAAUCUUUAUUUGAUUUGUGUUUUUUUUUUUGUACCUUUUUCUUCCCAUAUAGUUUACUUUGGAGUUGGAGCAAUGGCCAGGAUGGGUUGAGUUGUGACCUCUUGAUUACUGAACUGUUUCCUCAGAUUACUUUAGACUUGCUCUCAAAUUCAUUCCCACUUUGUAACUCGCAAUGUGUUAUGAAUUACGGAAAACGUGUACAGUAAGAGUUGAUGAAAAUAUCACCAUUCCACGGUUAACCUUC